AUGAACAAUUUAGGGGGUCAAGAUGAAAAGAGAGGAGGCCGAAGCUAUCCUAAUUGGCUAGUGGAAGGAUUUCGCAAUGCCUUUGAUCAGUGCGGGUUGGUUGAUUUAAGCUUGGAAGGUUAUCCGUUUACUUGGGAGAAAGGCAAAGGCUCUAGUCAUUGGGUAGAGGAAAGGUUAGAUAAAGCUUUAGUUUCUCAUUCUUGGCUUCAGUUAUUUCCUUUGGAAAAGUUGUAUAAUGUAGAGAUUUCAACAUCGGACCAUUGUCCGAUUCUUCUAACACCUGAAGCGUAUUCUUCUGGGUUGCAUAAUCGAUCGUUCCGUUUUGAGAACACUUGGUUACGUGAGCCUAUGUGUAAAGAGGUUGUUCGGAGUAGCUGGGAAGUAAUGAGUGGGAGUGGUUUAGUUGAUAAAAUUCAAAGUUGUGGUGAGGCUUUGGAAGCUUGGGGGAAGGAGUUUACCGGGAACUUUAAAGACCGAAUAAGCCAAUGCAAAAUGGUUAUUCGAAGAUUGAAGAAGAGAAGGGAUGAGGAUUCGGUCAAGCUUCAUAAGGAGAAGCAAGAGGAGUUGUUUGAAAUUUUAACGCAAAGAGAAAUCUAUUGGAAGCAAAGAUCGAAGCAGUUUUGGCUUCGCUCUGGGGAUACAAAUAGCAAAUAUUUUCAUAGCCUUGCUAGCUCGAGGAAGAGGCAAAAUCACAUUCAGCGACUCUAA
Molecule: messenger RNA, 708 nt
Organism: Cannabis sativa
Lineage: Eukaryota; Viridiplantae; Streptophyta; Magnoliopsida; Rosales; Cannabaceae
Exons: 1
Coding region: 1-708 (235 amino acids)
Source: RefSeq, a predicted model, not a curated record